Messenger RNA from Habropoda laboriosa, 960 nucleotides. Its product is annotated as replication protein-like. The transcript has a single exon. Gene Ontology annotation, molecular function: DNA-directed DNA polymerase activity. The coding region runs from base 1 to 960 and encodes 319 amino acids. Gene Ontology annotation, biological process: DNA replication initiation. Lineage: Eukaryota; Metazoa; Arthropoda; Insecta; Hymenoptera; Apidae. The record is from RefSeq and is a predicted model, not a curated record.
AUGAGCAAAGAUUUAGUUGUCAAAACCAAUCGCCUUAAUCAAGCUUUCCAAGUCCUAACUCUUGCAGAGUUGCAUAUUGUUCAGCUUGCGAUUGUUGAUGCACGAGAAACAGGAACAGGACUAAGUACAGAUAAGCCGUUAAGAAUUGAUGCUAUGCGAUAUGCAGAAGUAUUUGGUACUAGUCGCCAGAAUGCUUAUCAGCGUAUGAAAGAGGCAGAAGAUACGUUAUUCAAUCGUAGAUUUAGUUUCUAUGAUGAAGAUGGAAAAUUGGUAAAAAGCCGUUGGAUACAACAAGUAAAAUAUCUUGAUGAUGAGGGAGCAAUGGAACUUGCUUUCACAAUGGCAGUUGUUCAUGGAAUUAGUCGAAUUGAUGGGGUGAAAGAGUUCUUUACGCAAUAUCUUUUAAGUCAAACUGCCAAACUUUCAAGUGUAUAUUCUGCAAGGCUUUAUGAGCUUCUUGUUCAGUGGAAAAGCGUUAGUAAAACCCCUAUUUUUGAGCUAAAUAAUUUCAGAGAUCAGCUAGGAAUUGGGGUUAAUGAAUACAAAGCAAUGAGUGAUUUUAAAAAGCGUGUUCUUGAACCUGCAAUUAGAGAAAUUAACGAACAAACAGAUAUAACAGCGAGUUAUGAGCAACACAAAAAAGGGCGUGUGAUCACAGGAUUCUCAUUCAAGUUCAAGCAGAAGCCAAAACAAGCUCAAAUUGCCACAGAAACGCCAAAAAGAGAUCAGACAGAGGAACAAUCCCUAAAACCGCUUACAGAGCCUCAAAUCGCAAAAUACAGCGCAAUUCUGUGCAAAUUAGGCAGUCUUUCAGAGCUUGCAGGCACAAUGGACUACCCAACGUUUGCAAAUUGGCUUGGAAAUAUCUUGAGGGAUCCAAAAAACUGUAAUCAAGAAACUGUAAAACGAGUUUUCAAAGUAUUGGGAACAGAAACGGACUAUUCAAAAUCAAAAACUUAG